UUUUUUUUAUCUACACAAAACAUGAAAUUACCUAAACUGUUAAGCCUCUAUUUCUUGACAAACGAAUAUAAAGGAAUAUAAAUAGAGGAGCUCUUUACUCCCUGAGAUAAUAGAUAACUCAACCUGACAUUUAAAAAUGAAUAGGAUAGAAUAUAUGUUUUCAUUAUUUGAAUUUGUUUCGGUACUCUUCUUGAUGUUUACGGCUAAUGCUAGGGCUCGUGGUCGUGGAGGUAUAGAUUUUGAUAAGAACUACAUCGUAACGUGGGGACAAAAUCAUGUCUUAAAACUCAACCAAGGGAAAGAAGUUGAGCUUUCCAUGGAUCAGUCAUCAGGUUCUGGCUUUGAGUCUAAAAGCCAUUACGGAUCAGGAUUCUUUCAAAUGAGAAUCAAAUUGCCUCCACGAGAUUCUGCCGGUGUUGUCACUGCUUUCUAUUUGACUUCAAAAGGAGACACCCACGAUGAGGUCGACUUUGAGUUCUUAGGGAAUAGACAAGGGAAACCGAUAGGAAUCCAAACAAAUGUGUUUACCAAUGGACAAGGAAAUAGAGAACAAAAGUUUGUUCUUUGGUUCGAUCCCACCACAAGUUUCCACACUUAUGGGAUUCUUUGGAACCCGUAUCAUAUUGUGUUUUACGUCGACAAAAUUCCAAUAAGAGUGUUCAAGAAUAACAGGUUUGGCGUGAACUAUCCAUCAAAGCCCAUGCAACUAGUGGCUAGUCUUUGGAAUGGUGAAGAUUGGGCGACAAACGGUGGUAAGGACAAGAUUAAUUGGGCAUAUGCUCCUUUUAAGGCCCAGUUCCAAGGCUUCCCCGAACAUGGCUGUCGCCUAGAUGGUCAGAGUAAUGAUAGGAAAGUUUGUGGUUCGACUAGGUACUGGUGGAACAAUAGGACGUAUAGUAGGUUAAGUGCAAACGAACAGAAGGCAAUGGAGAAUGUGAGAGCAAAGUACAUGACAUAUGAUUAUUGUUCUGAUCGGCCUAGAUAUCCUGUCCCUCCUACUGAAUGUCGAUUGAAUAAAUGAGAGUAAAAAUACAUAUUUA
This is a messenger RNA of Camelina sativa (false flax), 1040 nucleotides long. RefSeq names its product xyloglucan endotransglucosylase/hydrolase protein 2. Gene Ontology annotation, cellular component: apoplast; cell wall. Gene Ontology annotation, biological process: xyloglucan metabolic process; cell wall biogenesis. Lineage: Eukaryota; Viridiplantae; Streptophyta; Magnoliopsida; Brassicales; Brassicaceae. The record is from RefSeq and is a predicted model, not a curated record. Gene Ontology annotation, molecular function: hydrolase activity, hydrolyzing O-glycosyl compounds; xyloglucan:xyloglucosyl transferase activity.